UCUCACGAGUUUAUUGUAAAAAUGAAGUGUUUUGUGUGUUGAUUUUAAAUUUUUAUUUUAUUUAAAUAUUGCGUUUAUAAAAUUCACUUUCAUAUUAUAAACUAUCGAUUCGUUAUAAUAGGAGAAUAAAAUAUUUGAACAAGUAAUAGUUUGUGUAAACAAAAGCUAAAAAAUUAUGGAGAACCCGCAACAAGAAUUGGAAAAACAAGUUAUGGAGCUGAAAGAAUGGGUCGCGAAGCAUCCACACGUAGCCAAAGAUAUGGACGACAAACUACUCAGAAGGUUCUUGCACAGUUGCUACUACGAUAUGCAAAAAACACAGAAAACCGUGGAGGAGUUUUCCAACUUGCGCGCCGACACUCCGGAGAUUUUCGGCGAUCGAGACCCAUUAGGGAAACGCGUGGAGCAAGCGUUUCAGUACGUAAACCUAGCAUUCGUUCCCAUAUCGGGAAACAGACGUCUGUGGAUCUUCCAAAUCAAUGACCCAGGUUUCCAAAAGUUUGAACAUGUUGAGUUCAUACGCAUCGUUAUUCUGGCCUUCGAUGCGUGGUUACUUGAGGAAAGCAGUUUACAGGAAGCAGAUUUGACGCUUUUUGAUGCCAAGGAUAUAAGCUUGAAGAUUUUCUGGAAAAUACAUUUGUCUUUACAGAAGAAACUAAUCAAGUAUCAGGAGGAAGCCAUGCCGAUACGGAUAAAGCAAAUGCACAUGGUAAACGCGCCGUAUUUCAUGGAAAAACUUUAUUCAUUAUUUAAACCAUUUAUGAGCAAGGAAAUGAGUGAAGUACUUCAUUUCCACACGCCGAACUCAGACACCCUGUUCCAAUACUUCAGCAAGGACGACCUACCCAAGGAUUUAGGCGGAAACCUCGACAGUUUAGAAGUUUACAAUAAAGGAAUAAUUGACUUAAUCCACAAACAUAGUGACGAGUUAAAAAAUGAUGGCUUGUGGAAAACUCCGAAGAAAUAGUUCAAUUACUUAAUUGUCUUCGAUCCUCGGAUUUUGAACGAACGCUAUACCAAGUGAAGAAUUAUUUAUUAAUCGCCAUUACUUAUAUCAACAAAAAAAUAUGAACGACAGUAAAUGGGUGUGGCAAUGCAUGGGUAGGGUGGGUAAUUUAUUAUUGUUAAGCAAAAUAAUGAGGAGGUGUUAAGAAUAGUAAGUGAAAGGAGAGCAAAUAGACGCAGAAAAAUGAUUGGACACUUCGACACGAAUACUUCUUUAAAACUAUCCGAGAGAUAGGUACUUAGGACGCAAGCAAGAUAGAGGAAAACCCAGACGCAGCUUAUUAUAGCAAGUGAAAGAAAAAGUAGGGAUCGUAAAAAGUCAAAGAGCCGACGCAAGAUAGGGAAAGCUGGAAGAUACUCCACCGACAAGAGAAUAACUCUUAAGUUAUGACAAAGAAAAUUUGAAAUAAAGGCGGAUUGUCAAAGUAAAUUUUGUAGCCACAGCGGUACCUACAUAUGUGGCGUUCUAACAGUUUUAACCUUCUGCCGAAAGAUGGCAGUAAAUGUAGGUACUGUGGCUACAUAAUUUACCAUGACAGUAACUCUCUAUACACUCUAUUCUCUUUGGUUAUGAUAAUGAAAAUAAAUAAUCAAA
Messenger RNA from Cydia splendana, 1600 nucleotides. RefSeq names its product alpha-tocopherol transfer protein-like. The record is from RefSeq and is a predicted model, not a curated record. The transcript has 7 exons. Lineage: Eukaryota; Metazoa; Arthropoda; Insecta; Lepidoptera; Tortricidae. Gene Ontology annotation, molecular function: phosphatidylinositol bisphosphate binding. Bases 176 to 967 code for a protein of 263 amino acids. Gene Ontology annotation, cellular component: membrane.